This is a messenger RNA of Rhinichthys klamathensis goyatoka, 1917 nucleotides long. RefSeq names its product lymphocyte cytosolic protein 2a (gene lcp2a). Bases 268 to 1833 code for a protein of 521 amino acids. Lineage: Eukaryota; Metazoa; Chordata; Actinopteri; Cypriniformes; Leuciscidae. The transcript is spliced from 21 exons. The record is from RefSeq and is a predicted model, not a curated record. Gene Ontology annotation, biological process: cell surface receptor protein tyrosine kinase signaling pathway; intracellular signal transduction. Gene Ontology annotation, molecular function: protein binding.
AUGGGGAAGUGGAUGUCAUUCUUUCUUUUCAUAGUGCUCAGGCGAAUCCGGGGUGUUGGUUUUUUUUUGUAUCAUUUAUGAAAAUGUUGGUAAAAUUUUGAGUAAUUCUUCCACGUCUACAUUUAAAACUGGGUGAAUCAGUCUAUUUUUGGAGUCUUCUCUCCUUUGAUUUACUUUUCUUGAUUUGACACCAGUCUCCUCGUGUUCUGGGUGGACAUAGCGUCAGACACAGUGUGAACCCACUGUGAGAGUGGCAACAUUUUUUCAAUGCUUGAAGAUAUCAGGGAUUUGAUAUUCAUAAGCAAGUGUAGUAAAUUUGGAACAAUGAGUUUCGAUGGUGUUCCAUCCAAAUCGGAGGUUCUGAGCUGGGAUUCACAUCGGUUAGCAGACUUUCUGAAGAAACGGAAUCUAACUGGAUGUGAUAAGGUCAUAACACGGUAUAACAUCAGUGGGCAAAGGUUUCUGAGUAUGACUGAAAAUGACCUUCAAAAGUUCCCAAAGCUUCAUGCGCCGCUUAUCUCCAAGAUUUGUCAGGAAAUCAACAAAGAGAAGAAGAGAUUCUUUCCACCGAUUCCAGCAAUAAGGCCAUCACAACCAGUUCCCAGCUUCCCACAACCACCAGUUGACCAAUAUGAGGAUCAAGCGUGGGACCCUGAAGAGUUUGACAGUGAAGACGACUACGAGGAUCCUAACGAGGAUAAUAAUUCAGAAGGUGAUGCUAGCGGUGGAGACUAUGAGUCCCCGGAGGAGGGGUCAGACAGUGAUAAUGGCUACGAGCCUCCUCCAUCUGAGCCAAAAGAAGACACGGCCCAGAUCUGUCCCGCUAAACCCAUGGAAAACAGCGAUUAUGUUGAUAAUAACCGCACACGUGCAGUGAGCAGAAGCCAACCGCCUGUGCCUCCGGAGCGCCCGGGCCCCGGACCCUCUCUCCCUCAUGUGGAGCGGCCGAGUGUUGGACAACAUCUGAGAGAAGAGCGGCCCCUAAAAAGACCCCCAGCACCUGCUGUAGACCGCAGCAAAAAGCCAGGAACUCUGGACAGAAGCCACCCUCCUCCUGUAGCAGGUGGAAGGGGCACUAGCUCAUUGGACAGAGCUGUCCAACCGCCAAGAGGCAUUACUGCUGCUCCUCUCAGACUCCCUGCAGUGGAGUGUCCAGGAGACCCAAUGAGAAUUCCCAAACCCUUACUUCCUCCAUCAGGGGUGCGAAGAAGUGCCUCCUCUAUAACACCAGGCUACUCUCAAAACAGGCAUCUUGACAGACACGAGUUUCACGAUGACACUGCCAGGCACAGCUCCAACACAUUUCCACUGCACGCCAGGAAUCCAUCGCCAAGACCGCCAGGAACCCACGGACAGCCUUUUCAAACAGACACUGUUAGCCCCAGUCGAUCACUACCGGCAAAACUGAAGGAGGCAAUGAACGAUCAACUGAGAAGUACAAGAGCACCACUACCACCACAAACAGACAUGGGCGGCAUGCAGGACAUGGAUCCAGCUUGGUAUGUGGGUCAGAUCACCCGCGGUGAGGCAGAGAGCUGUCUGAGAAGAGUUAACAGGGAUGGGACGUUCCUUGUGCGAGACAGCUCAAAUCGAUCCUCUAACCAGCCUUACACACUCGUGGUCCUGUACCAGGAAAAAGUUUACAACAUUCAGAUCCGCAGGUCGCAAAACGGAUUCAUGCUAGGCACUGGGAUGAAAUCCUCAGAGACUUUUGAGCGGGUUGGCGGCAUUAUCAACCAGCACAAACACACGCCACUCCUUCUUAUUGAUGCUAAGAACCGAGAAUCAAGCCAACAGAAGCAGUGUGCUCUGAUUUAUCCAGCUGGAUAUUAAACAUAGGUUACAUGACUAAUUUACAGUAACUACUUUUGCUUUUUCAUUUCAUGAUUUGAAUUUUUUUUUCUUUCUUUUUUUAAA